This is a messenger RNA of Pristis pectinata (smalltooth sawfish), 1011 nucleotides long. RefSeq names its product A disintegrin and metalloproteinase with thrombospondin motifs 7-like. The record is from RefSeq and is a predicted model, not a curated record. NCBI's taxonomy places the organism in Eukaryota, Metazoa, Chordata, Chondrichthyes, Rhinopristiformes, Pristidae. The transcript has 5 exons. Bases 16 to 750 code for a protein of 244 amino acids.
UCUGACUGUGAAAAGAUGAAGAAACCGGUCCCUGCUCGGAGAUGCUUUGUACGUCCAUGUGCUAUGUGGAAAAUAGGUAACUGGAGCAAGUGCUCAGAAAACUGUGGAGGUGGAAUUAAAAUCCGUGAUGUACACUGUAUGGACACUCGAGACAAAAGACCACUGCGACCUUUCCACUGCCAGAUGCUAGGAGCCAAACCAAUCACAAGUUUCCGCUGUAAUGUAAAGGCCUGCAGUGAAUGGAACCUUUCUGCUUGGAGUGAGUGUUCAAAGACAUGUGGCGUUGGAAUUCAAGAACGGUCUGUUUAUUGUUCGGAGCAUAAGCAGUGCAAUCUUAAGGCUCAACCUCAAACCACCAUACCCUGCAAUAUUCAGCCAUGCACUGAGUGGAUCACUGGAACUUGGAGCAAGUGUUCUGCAUCCUGUGGAGGAGGUUCAAAGCACCGAAUGGUGAAAUGUGUGAACAUGGAAACUAAUAAGACAGAGGAAGACAGCAGCAUUUGUGAGCUUGAGCCACCCCCCAGUGCAGUACAGAUGUGCAACCUCCAAAAGUGCACCAGUAACAAGGACAACAUCUGUAUUAAGGACAGAAUGUCAGAAAAAUUUUGCCUCACCUUGAAGAAAUUGGGUAGAUGCUCCAUGGUGGCAAUAAAAAUUCAAUGCUGUCAAACUUGCCAGAAAUUUAACGUCACAGUAAGGAGAAAAGGAAUUGCACGGGGUUCCAGCCGAGGAGCCAAUUCGGAUUCAUGAAAGACAGUUUGGAUUUACGCUUCAAGUAACUAGAACCAACUCCUUUCAACAAAGUUUUGAAUGAUUCUGAUGACAUCACCAAGAUGCUGUUUAAAUCUGUCAUUGUUUGGUUGAUAAGUACAUAUGCUUUUCCCAGGUACAGAGAAGCAGUCUGAUUGCACAUUAGUUUCCUUAUUUUGUCAGUUCUUAAUCAUUGUAAGUUCAAUUAGUUCAUUUCAUAGGAAACUCCAGUCCUUAGACUUAAAUACUUAUCUAUCUUAA